AAAAAAAAAAAAAAAAGAGAAAGUGAAAUAUUAAUAUAUACUUGUAAAAAUAUACAUAAUAAAACAAAUGAAUUACAUAAAUUAAAAAUUAAUGAUAUUAUUAAUAGUCAGGAAAAUCAAAUUAUUCAAGGAAUUAAUAAUAUAACUCAUAAAAUAGAAGAAUUAGAAUAAUUAAAAUGUAAUGUUACAAAAUAUGAAGAAAUAUUAGAUAUAAAAAGAAUAUGAAUAUCUAAAUUCAUUUAGUGCUUCAUAUAAAUCUACAAAGAUAGAUAUUUUUAUUUAAAAAUGACAUAAAAAAAAAAAAAAAAUAAAAUAAGUGGGAAUUUUCAUAAUAAUCUGAGAAAAUUAUAUGAUAUAAAAAAAUAAUAUUUAUACACCAAGAGUAAUGUAAAAAUGAGUAUCAACAUAGAACAGGUUAAUAUUUUAUUUGAUGAUAAUCAUAAAAAUAUAAAUAGUAUUCAAAAUGACAUGAGAACAGAAUAUCUAAUAUAAAUGAAUAUGUUAAAACAAAAUUUCAUAAAGGAAUAGUAUAAAAAUAUUGAAGAAAUUAGUGUAUUAUUAUAUAUCACCUUAAAAGAGAUAAUAAAAGAGUACAAUAUGAAUUAUUAAUAAUUAAUCAUACUAAUAAAAAAAUUAGAAGAAAGGAUAAGUUAUAUAAAUAUUAUAUUGGUACAAUGUUAAAACACGGAUGAUAAUAGAAUUCGAAAUUUUGCUGAAGAUUAUGUUCUUGAAUUCACCAAAUUAUAUAACGAAUCAAAACAAAUUUUAUUAAAACUUAAUGAGAAUUAUUAGAUCAAUUUUAAAGAGAUCAUGUAUUUGGACGCAGAGAGAAUUAAAUGUGAAGAACAAUUAAAAAGAAAAAAAGAAGAAAUAAGGAAGCAAGAAGAAUUGAAAAGAUAGGAAAUUGAUAUAGUUAGAAAAAUUUAAUGAAGAAUUGAUUGAAAAAAUAGAAAGAGCCUUAGAAAAUGAAAUAGAAAAUAUAUUGAAAGAUAAUGAAACAAAAAAGUGAAGUAGAACAAAAAUUAUCAGAAAAAAUUGAACAAAAUGAAAAAUAAAAUUGAUGAAUUAACAAAUGAAAAUGAUGAGAUAGUAAAAGAUAAUAAACAAAUGUUCUAGCAUAAAAAUUAAAUAAUGAGUUAAAAAAAAAAAAAAAAUACACAAAUUAAUGAAACUAAAACUAACCAUAUUACAAGUGAAUCCAUUAACAAUAGUAGUAACACUCGGGAUAUUAUAGAUGAAGAAAAUUAUAGAGAAAUGAAAACAGAAGAAAAAGACAAUCAACAAAAUAAUUCGGUAAAAACUAUAAAAGAUUCAAAAGAUAGUGAUAAUAAUGAUAUUUUACGAAAUAGUAAUACAAAUAACGAGUCGAUACAUAUUUCAACAGAUAAAAGUGUUGAUAUAAAUCUAUCACGACAACAUCCACUUGAUACAAAAGAGGUAGAUAAUAAUUCAGAUGAUAUAAUACAUAAA
Molecule: messenger RNA, 1470 nt
Organism: Plasmodium reichenowi
Lineage: Eukaryota; Apicomplexa; Aconoidasida; Haemosporida; Plasmodiidae
Source: the annotation of a RefSeq genome assembly